AUUUAAAUAAGUUGAAUUUGUGCAGGCGGCCUGGAUUUAAUGAAUUGCCCGUGGGAAGAAUUUCUGGCGAUGCGGAACAACAUCACGGCGUCGGUUACGCUCGUCUAACGUAUCACGAAACGAAUGAGGAAUUGGUGGACGAUGAUUUUUCAUACAGACUGACCAUUGGAAUUCAAAUUCACACGUACUUUCAUUUCUGUCGCUGCUACUGUAGGCCUUUAUCAUGACGACUGUCGUUCCGCUCACCGAUAAGCAACUCCAUCAGUUGAGUAUCAGCAUCGGGAAGGCUGUAAAUCCUACGGAAACUCCGGUGAAGGAGAAACAUGUGCGGAGCGCGAUUUUGGGUACACAUAAAGAAAAGAGCGGAAUGAUCUUCUGGAUGUACAUGUUAAGGCAACCCUUGCAAGAGAAUCAGAUAGUCGCGUGGAAGUUUUGCCACGUUUUACACAAAAUACUACGGGAAGGUCAUUCAAAAGUGAUACCAGAUUCUCAGCGGUAUCGAGGAAAGCUAGAGGAUAUUGGAAAACUAUGGCAACAUCUUCGAGAGGGGUAUGGCCAGCUGAUUCAAUUGUACAUAAGGCUGUUGAUCACUAAACUAGACUUUCACAAGCGAAAUCCACGGAUACCUGGAAACCUUCAAGUAACAGAGGAGGAAUUGGAAGCUAUUGGAGAAAAUGAUAUCAACGUCUACUUCCAAAUGUCGGUCGAGAUGUUCGACUAUAUGGAUGAUAUCUUAAAUUUGCAACGCGCAGUUACCGCUUCAUUGAAGAACACACCUUCCAAUUCCAUGACAGCCAGCGGACAGUGUCGACUGGCACCCCUAAUUCCCUGCGUUCUAGACGCAGCACAGUUGCACGAUUAUUGUGUGAAAAUUCUGUUCAAACUUCACGGCGCGCUGCCGGCCGAUACUUUGGCCGGUCAUCGUGAUCGAUUCUCGAAACAGUUCCAAGAACUGAAGAAAUUUUACAAUACAGUUAAACAGAGACAGUAUUUUAAAGGACUCAUAAGUAUACCUGCAUUACCUGAGAAUCCACCGAACUUUUUAAAACAAUCAGAACUACGGGACUAUGUCACACCAAGAGUCGUAUUGCCACCAGAAGAGCCUUUGGACAGUGAAAUGGUUAUGGAUCUUAUUGAUACUUCUGACACGAGUUCAUUACCAGGCGAUCAACUUGAUUCAACGCGGAAUGGUUCAAUCUCUCCCGACACAAUAGCAGAAAGAGAAAGUCUUAUAGAUCAUUUACAGCAGGAAAUUAGUCGUCAGAGACAAGAAUUGCAUCGUGUACUCACCGAACAUCAACAAAUCGUGGGAGACCUUCACAAUCAAGUCACGCAAUUGAAAUCUGGUCUGAUUGCCAAGUGUAACGAGGUAGAACAGGAAAGACAGGUCAAUCAAGAUUCUUUGAAACAAAAAGGAGACAUGAUGGUGAAGGUUCAUCAAAGUGAAGAAAAGUAUAAAACUUUGGAAGAAAAGUUUCAAAAAUUGAAAGACGUGUAUGCAAAGUUAAGGGAAGAACAUAUCAGUUUAAUUAGGAAGAAAGCGGAUGUGGACAAACAACUUGGUUUACUAAAAAUGUCACAAGAACAAUCUGAGCGUCGAACUGUCGAGGCAGAACGUCGACUUGACGAGCUGAUACAGGGCCAAGCCAUAGGUGAACAAGAAGCACGAAAAGCCGUUGAAGCACAACAGGACUUGGAUGACGUGAAACAACAACUGAAUACCGCGAAAGCUGAAAACUUGGCGUUGAUUGCCAAAAAUGAUUUUAUAACUUCUGAAAAAACGGCUUUAGAAGGCGAUCUACAUGAUUUAUUAGCGCAAAAAGAAGAAUUAGAUUUAAAGAUCGAAAAGUUGGAAGUCGAGACUGAACGAUGCCGUAAUGAAAUGAAUGUGCGUGCUGACACUAUGCUGUACGAAUUAUUGUUAAAUUGUAUCUCUGAAGCGGAAGAUAUAUUACAAUAUUCAUUGAGUGCUAUAGACAAUCCAGCAAUGUCUGAUUUAACUUGCACUCCUCAGUACCUUGAACGAUUGGAGGAAUCGAUUGUAAAAUCGUUAGAUGCUUUGGAUGCAACAUACACUGGUUAUGUAUGUGAUACAACGAAAGCAAAAAUGCUCAUUAAAACUGCAAUUCAUGUUGCCUAUGUUUUGGGUCUUUAUUUAAUUCACGCAAAAUCUACAUCGAAUACGUCCAUCGAUAUUGCGUUGGGCGAUAAACUGACUGAUGAAUGUAAACAAUUAGGAGUACUAUCUUUAACCAUGUUCAAUUACAUAAAAGAAAAAUCGCCGACGACUGUGGGCCAAAUUGACGAAGUGAGAAAGCAAUUUAAAAAAAUAUGCGAACUCGCUGCAACCUUGUCUAAUGGUCAAGGCAAUGUUGAAGUUAUAGGAAGUUUAGUGGAGACCGAACUUUUAAGUAUGGAUAAAGCAAUAGAAGAAGCUGCAAAGAGAAUACAGGACAUGUUAGAUAAAUCUCGUGCAGCGGAUUCAGGAUUAAAAUUAGAAGUAAACGGAAAAAUUUUAGACUCGUGUACAGAACUGAUGAAAUCUAUUAGAAAGUUAGUCCAGAAGUCUAGGUUCUUGCAAGCCGAAAUCCUAGAACAAGGAAAGGGCACGGCAUCUGCAACAGAAUUUUAUAAGCGUAAUCAUCAGUGGUCGGAAGGACUCAUAUCAGCAGCCAAAGCGGUUGCAAUGGGUGCUAACCUGUUACUGGAAGCUGCGGAUAAAGUUGUUGCCGGAAACGGUAAAUUUGAACAACUGGUAGUCGCAUCACAAGGAAUUGCUGCGUCGACAGCUCAGUUAGUAGUCGCAAGCAGAGUAAAAGCAAAUAGAAAUAGCAGUAACUUGGCUGCUCUUUCCGAAGCAUCGAGGGAUGUAACGCAGGCAACAGGAAGCGUUGUUGCAACUGCUAAGAAUUGUAGUCAACUCGUUGUAGAGAAUGAUGAUUUAGACUUCUCUGGACUAACCUUACAUCAAGCUAAGCGGUUAGAAAUGGAGGCACAGGUUCAUGUACUGGAAUUGGAACAGGCGUUAGAAACUGAACGAUUACGCUUAGCUGCUUUACGUCGCUAUCACUACCGACUCGAAGGUGAAAAAGAAUGAUCAAUUUUUAAUACGUAAGUGAGAGUUACAUUAACUUCGAACUAUCCCAUUGGUAAUAAGCAGUAUUGAACAAAGUGUUUACGAAUGGAAAGUAAACAGUUACAUUCUAUUAUGAAAUAAUAUAUUACGAGUAAAAGAUCUAUCUGGGUUA
Molecule: messenger RNA, 3248 nt
Organism: Dufourea novaeangliae
Lineage: Eukaryota; Metazoa; Arthropoda; Insecta; Hymenoptera; Halictidae
Gene: Hip1
Product: huntingtin-interacting protein 1
Exons: 20
Coding region: 224-3097 (957 amino acids)
Biological process (GO): clathrin coat assembly; actin filament organization; endocytosis
Cellular component (GO): actin cortical patch; clathrin-coated vesicle
Molecular function (GO): clathrin-cargo adaptor activity; actin filament binding; clathrin light chain binding
Source: RefSeq, a predicted model, not a curated record